AUUAACGCCGUCGGGAUUCAGUACAAGAUAGCGAGCCAUCGCGACAGGCUCAAGCCGAGGCGGUGAACAACAUCACCGUCUUUCUAGUGAAAAUAAUCACCCAAAUGCCCAUUUUCUCCAGCGUCGAUGCGAAUGCAGACGCCGGACAGGAAUUCCAGGGGUUCAAGGGACCGAUGCACGGGCCACUAUAUCUGCCAAGUCCUCACCUCUUCAUACUGUGUAAUUAUUCAAUUCUCGGGUUUGACUUUCUCACCUCACUCGCAAUAUUCGGCUCUCUGUUACUCCCUCGUCCCAUAGAGCCUCGUUGCCUCGGUCGCGUACUGGCUAUCCCGUCAAGCAUGAUUUCGUAGCUUCUCUAGCGGUUCCCAACGCUUUCCAACUGCUAUCGCUCGUUUGAACGAACCGCAUCUACCUGGCCUCCCUGGCCGCGGUUCCACCCCCGACAUGCACUUCGCUAUGCCUCCGCGCAAGACGUCGCGACCUCCUCCAUAUGCCGCACGGCAAUCAAGGGGCGGGAUACAGAUUCCAUAUGCGCUACGGGCCUUUUUGCGGAGAGACAAGCUGCGGACCAUCAUAGUAGCUGUCCUGGGUUUUGUCGCGAUACUAUGGCUCUUCGGAUUUAUAGGGGGAAGGGGCGGCAGUUCUGCGGCAGCAAUAAUAGGGACGGGCCCGCCGGUGGUGAUUGUCACCGUGUUCGAUCCUAGGGCGGACGCAGCGUGGGUGGAGAAGAUCAAGGCGAACCGAGAGGAUUAUGCGAAGAGACACGGAUACCUUACUUUCUUCCGUACUGACUCCCAAUAUCCCCUUCGCAACUCCCCCGCCUCCUGGGCCAAAGUCCCCGCCAUGCGCCAUGCCAUGACCCUCCACCCGAGCUCGACCUGGUUCUGGUACCUCGACAGCAGUUCCCUGAUCAUGAACCCCUCCAUCCCGAUCACUUCGCACGUACUCGCGCCUUCCCGCCUCGAGAAACUCAUGAUCGUCAAUGAGCCCGUGGUCCCCCCUGAUAGUGUCAUCAAGACCUUUGCCAAUCUGAAGGGUGAUAGAAUCGAUCUGGUCUUGACGCAGGAUAAGGAAGGCUUGCAGCCGAACAGCUUCGUGGUGCGGAAUGGGGAGUGGGCGAAGUACUUCCUUGAUGCGUGGUUCGACCCUAUCUACCGCUCGUACAACUUCCAAAAGGCCGAGUUACAUGCCUUGGAACACAUAGUACAGUGGCACGGCACCAUCCUCGCCAAACUCGCCAUGAUCCCGCAGGACAUGCUCAACUCGUACGUUUCUGGCCCCGCGCACCCGAAAAAUGGGCAAUAUAAGGAAGGCGAUCUCGUCGCCACAUUCCCUGGCUGUGUCAAAAGAGGCAGCUGUGCGGAGGAGAUGAAGAAUUUCCUGGAUAUCUUGGAAAAGAGGGCAGCCGGCUCAGAUUAGCCGAAUGAGAAGGACGAGCUACAGAAGAAGAAGAAUGUCUGAAAUGAUGGCGCCUGUUGAUAAGAAGAAGCUGCAGUCGGACAAACGGUACGGCCACGGGAAGGUCAUAUGUACCGAUCGCAAGUCCGACGUAAAGAUUUGGGUGAACGUUGCGAAGGGGUGCGGUGUUGUUAACCUCCGCGCGCAGAGUGGCGCAUAUCAAGGUUGGAUUACAUCAUGGAGGAUUCGGCGGAACGGAUAGAGGUUUCCACGUAGCCAUAUUAUUUGGCUAUCAGCCAUCCAUCAUGCGGCGUUUACGAGAACUGCGUAAUGGAGUCAUCGUAAGGUACACUGGGUGUCUACAUUAUUCUACACAGAAAUUUAGAU
Westerdykella ornata is the source of this 1785-nucleotide messenger RNA. RefSeq names its product alpha-1,6-mannosyltransferas-like protein subunit. Bases 445 to 1419 code for a protein of 324 amino acids. Gene Ontology annotation, cellular component: Golgi membrane; mannan polymerase complex. Gene Ontology annotation, molecular function: alpha-1,6-mannosyltransferase activity. The transcript has 3 exons. Lineage: Eukaryota; Fungi; Ascomycota; Dothideomycetes; Pleosporales; Sporormiaceae. The record is from RefSeq and is a predicted model, not a curated record. Gene Ontology annotation, biological process: protein N-linked glycosylation.